Molecule: messenger RNA, 1401 nt
Organism: Penicillium manginii
Lineage: Eukaryota; Fungi; Ascomycota; Eurotiomycetes; Eurotiales; Aspergillaceae
Product: telomere maintenance protein PBP2
Exons: 4
Coding region: 1-1401 (466 amino acids)
Biological process (GO): regulation of gene expression; regulation of RNA metabolic process
Cellular component (GO): cytoplasm; nucleus
Molecular function (GO): mRNA binding
Source: RefSeq, a predicted model, not a curated record
AUGUCGGCCUCUCCAUCCAACCUUCAGUCGACCAAGCGACCUCUUGAGGAUCCUUCCUCCCCCUCAGGCCCCAACGACCAGCCCGAUGCCAAGCGCCCGGCCCUGGAUAAAGUAGUGAAGAGCGACCCCGAUGCCGAAGCGGACGUGUCGAGCAACCAGAUUCCCUCCGUGGAAGACACCAAGGAUAUACAGGGUGAUACCGUCGUCCCCGACGCCCCUAACGGCAAGCAUGCCGAUACCCAGCCGAUCCAGUCCACUGCCUCCCACGGGGAGCGCGCUGGCUCCCAGUCCGACCAGCAUACCCCUCAGGACGAGACGAACUGGAUCCACAUCCGCGCCGUGAUCUCCAGCCCGGAGGCCGCGACUGUGAUUGGAAAGGGAGGUGAGAAUGUUUCCCAAAUCCGUCGUCUUUCCGGUGCCAAGUGCACCGUUAGUGACUACUCGCGGGGUGCCGUCGAACGCAUUUUGACCGUCAGCGGCCCCCAGGAUGCUGUAGCUAAGGCAUUUGGUCUGAUCAUCCGCACCCUGAACAACGAACCCCUCGACUCCCCUUCCACUGCCCAGUCUAAGACGUAUCCUCUGCGUUUGCUAAUCCCGCACAUUCUCAUUGGCUCCAUCAUCGGCAAGGGUGGAAGCCGUAUUCGUGAGAUCCAGGAAGCUUCCGGCGCGCGCCUCAACGCCUCUGAUGCCUGCCUUCCCUUGUCCACUGAGCGCUCCCUUGUCAUUCUCGGUGUUGCCGAUGCCGUGCAUAUUGCGACAUACUAUGUUGCUGUUACACUCGGCGAGCAAUUGACGGAGCGAUUCGGUGGCCCGGCGGCCUCGGCCUAUGCUACUCGUAGUGGUGGUCCUGCCGGUGCUGUUCCCGGUGGCAUGCAGGUCGUCCCUUACGUCCCGCAGCCAGCUGGUGGCCAGUAUGGUCAUCCUGAAACAUUCAAGCGUCACCACCCGCACCCUAACCGCGCCCAAGCCGGUUCUUACGGCGUCCCGUAUUUGCACGGCCAAGCUGCCCCGGCCCCUGUCGGCCAGCCAGCCAUGCCUUACGGUGCUCCUGCUCCCCACACCCCCUACUCUGGUGGCGCCCCCCAUCAGCCUGCUCCAUACGCUGCUGCCUCCCCCGGCCGUGGAGCCCCUGCCCCUGCCGCCCCCGCUGGUGGUGCCAUGCCCGGCCAGCCUCUUACCCAGCAGAUCUAUAUCCCUAACGACAUGGUCGGUGCCAUCAUUGGCAAGGGUGGCGCUAAGAUCAACGAGAUUCGUCACUUAAGUGGCAGUGUCAUCAAGAUCAACGAGCCUCAAGAGAGCAGCAAUGAGCGUCUGGUAACAAUCACUGGUACCCAGGAGUGCAACCAGAUGGCUCUGUACAUGCUCUACUCCCGACUUGAGAGCGAAAAACACCGCGUUUAG